Penicillium waksmanii is the source of this 450-nucleotide messenger RNA. RefSeq names its product nuclear transport factor 2 family protein. The record is from RefSeq and is a predicted model, not a curated record. Lineage: Eukaryota; Fungi; Ascomycota; Eurotiomycetes; Eurotiales; Aspergillaceae. The transcript has a single exon. Bases 1 to 450 code for a protein of 149 amino acids.
AUGGCAUCCAAUGGCAAAUACACAGCCCGCCAAAUCUUAAAUGGGUUCUACUCAGCAGAGCGUGAAUACAUGUCAUCCACACCAGACACGCGUGAUUUCGCCGGCAUCGCAGCCACCAUAGCCCCCGAAUUCCGAUUGGAGCAAACACCUGCUCUACCAUAUGCCGGCGUCUACAUCGGACCAGAUGGAAUGCAGGAUUGGGCCUCCCGUAUGGCCGAUUACUUCGAAGUUGUCGAUGUGCAAAAUCCAGAAGUUUUCGAGAACCCCGGAUCGGACCGGAUUGUGGUACUGUCAAACGUACAUUUUAAGGUACGGGAAACUGGCCAGGAACUGAAUUUUCCAUUCUGUCAGGCUAUUACUGUUGACCUUGAGCGUGGUGUUAUGAUUGAAAUGAGGCCGUUCUACUGGGAUGUUGCGGCUGUAAAUAAGGCCCUAGGGCAUGCCGAGUGA